CAAUAAAUGCCAUGUCAUCACCUCUUCGGGGUGGGAAGCGUGUCGGAGCUCUUGAAGGUCGAAACCCUCCGUGGAAGGCGAAACCUGUCGAUUUUGGUCAUCGCAGAUGUUUGAUCUGCUAGAGGGGAUGCCCGUCAGCUCCCGCAAUGCUCCACUCCACGGCGUAACGCUGCUUCCCAGCAGGAAACUCUCCUCGUUGCGGUACUGCCGCUCCCGUCGCCUAAAAGUUCGGGCUCAAGAAGAACCUAGCGAAAAGUCAGUUGAGAUUAUGAGAAAGUUCUCAGAGCAAUAUGCCGUUAGAUCGGAAACAUUCUUCUGCGUGGAUAAGGGAGUCACCUCUGUUGUAAUCAAGGGUCUUGCAAAUCACAAAGAUACAUUGGGUGCACCAUUAUGUCCUUGUAGGCAUUAUGAUGAUAAAGCAGCUGAAGUAGCACAAGGAUUUUGGAAUUGCCCAUGUGUACCUAUGCGAGAGAGGUACUAUAGAGGCUCUUUCGGUCAUAGAUGUCUGCAGUUGAGCUUGAGGAUCCAGCUGUUGUUCAAGGGUGUAAGCUGGUGAAGUACGCUCAUUCAGUCUUCGCCACAACCGUUGUGCUGCUCGUCGGGUAUUUUACAACUUUCUUUGGUUACAUCUGUACUCUCUUAUUUGAUCUUCAAAUAAAGGGGCAGUAGUUGAAGGAGCUGUUUGAAUAGUUUGCUGGCGCUCCAUUACUUCUUAAGCUUGGCCUGUUCCUGUUUUAACAGUUUAUAGGGAUCUUGGAAAACCCUAAGUGUACCUAGUUUGGGUUUGUCAGGCUUGCCUAAGGAAAGGUUUUGGAGUUUUUGGAUUAGGUCGUCUGGUAAUGAUGGUGGACUCUCUUGUUUUUCUAGAAUUGUUUUUAUAUCAGACUGGAUAUCCUUCAAGUUUUCAGCAAUUUGAGAGAGUAAUUGGAUCUGAGUGUUGUUUUGCUUAAUAAUGGUGGAUAAUGCGGAAGAUGAGCUUUGGUGGUCACUAGGUUUAACAAAUCCUACAGUAGGUGAUUCUAUAGGUUCUGUGGCUUGCAAAGCGUCGCGAUAGGAUGCAGUAUUUCUAGUGAUAACAUAAUUACUCAUAAAAAUGAUCCCACAAGGUUUGAGAGAAGGUACUCUUUCUUAUUUGAUUCACACAAAUGUUUGCUUGGGCUUAUCGAGGUUGAUUGCCUAUAAUGCCAAGGUUCUUGUUCUUUUAUCAAAUUAAGAAAAAGAAACCAGACUCUGAUACCAAAGUGGGCACGAUGCGCUAGAUUUGCUGUGGAUCGAAACAGCAAGUUUACAAUAACAGAGAUAAGCAAGUAAGGUUUUGAACUUACUUAGAAAGCAGACUCUUCUUCAAACUUCAAGCUGAUUUCAAGACUCAGAUCACCCCCAGGUAAGACUCGAGGUAAGCAUGAAUGCCUUGCAAAGGGAACGGGGCUCGUCUUAAAUAGAGAAAGAAAGGUUCUCCGGGUGCUCUGAGGGCCCCAUAGUCAAAGAACCUUUAUCUCAGAUAAGAUCGAAUUUCGUGAGGUGUCUUAGAUAGCACCUAGUGCUUAUUCUUUACAGCUUAUACUUUAUAUAAAGUAGGACACGUUUACCUAUACAUGAAAUAAAGAUUCCCAGUCACUUCAGAUUUACUUUUCAUAAAGUAAAGAUUCCCAGUCGCUUCAAACUUUAAAGUUAUUCAUCCUUCGUACCGCAUCACUUAGUAGGUUGGCAGCUUGUUCCAACUGGUGGUCUACUUGCAUAGUGAUUGGGUGCCACCCAGACCACCAAUUAUCUUUGGUACUUAAUUGCUGGCAUUCUCGUAACUUGAGUGAGUGCAAUAUUUGUAGUUGUUGUAAGGCGUUUGUGGCUUGAACCGUUGCUCGCUAUUGGAGUUGGUGAAGCUCUUCCCUGAUUCGUCCAUCUUCGUCUAGAGAAAUUGGGUAUUGCCUUUGCAGUAAUCUAUGGUACUGUGUUGGCCUGGGGACGGGCUGACAGAGAGGUGUCAGGGGCGGGUGAAUCACCUUUUUUGCCACUAGGAACAUAUUGUACAUUAAAAGAGUAGUCCAGUGCACGAAGCUCCUGUGAAUACAGGGUUCUGUGGAAGGGUGAUGCAACAUUAAGAGGUUAUUUUUGAGACUCAAACCCAUGACUUCUAGAUAUCAUGGCAACAACUUUAUGGUUGUGCUAAGGUUCCCUUUCAACAUAUUGUACAUUACAAUAUGAAAUUAAUCUUGGGAUUAACCUUUUGCCUAUACAUGAAAAUGCACAUCUUAUGCUACUAUGUUGUUGGUCCAAGUAUGUCUCAUGGUUUCUACCUCGCUUCCACCACUGUACCCAAUGUGUCUUAUGCUACUAUGUCAAAGUAGAGAAUCAAGAGAUUCACUGGGAUGUACAUGGGUAUCCCUGCAUGGUCAUACCAUGAAAAAAUUGUUGCAAGUGAUAACCUUACCAUGAAGCCAAGGUGGCAAUUAUCUGAAUACAGUACGUACUAAACAAAAGUGUGUUAUGACCUAUAUAUGAUCAAGAGCCCAAUCUCUGGAUCCGGAUGACAAUGAGAGUAAUUUGAAUUGGCUUAUUACACAAUUUUAUUCUUACAUCCAUUGGCAGUCUGCAAAUAUACUUAUCAAGAAAUACCCUGUUAUAGCCUUUUUAUAUCCUGUAUCUGCAUAAAUAAACUGUUUGAAUUUCUAAGCAUUGUAUGAAUGGGAAAGUAGAUAGUUUGGAAAUUGUCCUAGCAAAUAUGUUGCUGCUUCAUAGUUGCUACCAUAUAUAUUUCUUUGAAUGUCAAAUUUUGACAGGAAGGAAUGCCAUUGUAUGCUGUUUCUCACUCCUGAUAAU
Zingiber officinale is the source of this 2817-nucleotide messenger RNA. Its product is annotated as ferredoxin-thioredoxin reductase catalytic chain, chloroplastic-like. NCBI's taxonomy places the organism in Eukaryota, Viridiplantae, Streptophyta, Magnoliopsida, Zingiberales, Zingiberaceae. The record is from RefSeq and is a predicted model, not a curated record. Gene Ontology annotation, molecular function: oxidoreductase activity, acting on iron-sulfur proteins as donors. The coding region runs from base 107 to 556 and encodes 149 amino acids. The transcript is spliced from 5 exons.